AAUAAAAAUAAAUCAAAAAGAAGGAGGAGAGAGACAGACAGACACCAAGGUACCAUCACUUCCAAUCUCCACACCACACCUGCCAAAACAGAGGCCUGGGGAGGAGGCAAGGGAUGGACUUCUGCUUUUAGCCCAGGGUGGGUUUUCCAGGAGGGACUGGGGCUGCAGGGAAGCCAAGUGGGCUUUAAUUGAUUGCCUAGACUCAGAGCCACUUCCUGGGGUGGGAGGAGAUAAAGAUGACUCAGUACUGCCCUUUAUGAAGCCCUAGCUUAGUUUUCACUUAGGCUUGGGGGAGAGGCUACUGAGUGCUGUACUCACACAAUAGGCACCAAGUUCAAAGGGCAGAAAGCAGUCGUGUGCUGUGUGAUUUGGAGUGCUGCUUAACCUCUCUGAUUUGCCACUCAGUUUACAAGUGGUUACAGUAACUUUCCGUCUUUUUUGUGUAUUUCACAGGUAGUUAGAAAUCAGUUGUGUCCUGUGUUUCAUCUUAAUCGGAAAACUAAAUUCUCUUUUUGUUUAGGUAAAGCUUUGUUUAAGCCCCCUUUGAAAGAGCAGUUUGCCAGUCUGUUCUUGCCCAAACAUCUAGAGAAUCACUAGCAAGGGAGCCAAGAUCAGAUCCAGGAUCUGCAAGCAUCGUUAGCAACUGAGCAUAUUUCUAUAAACCAAUAAAGGUUUUUCUAUUUUGUUCAUCUGUUACCCUUAUGGUGUUGCCACUUUCACAUGCAGAAUCUGUAGGCGGGAGUCUGAGAUAACAGCAUUGCACAAAUGAAAGCCCGUGGAAAAAGGCUGCUUUCACUUUAAGGCAGCUUCAACUCCAGCUCCCUCCCCUUUCCUGAUUGACAAACCUACCCGAAGUCACGUGAUCCGCCUCUAUUUGAAGGUCACAAAAAGCUGCUUCCUUUAGAGACAGAGGGGGAGAGAGAGAGCAGGAGGGAGAGUGAGUGAGAGAGUUAGUUCAAGCCAAAAUGGCCGACAGAGUCUCUGCUGGUUUCUGAAUAUUUAAAAUACAAAAUACAGAUAGACAAAAAGAAUUCAUUUUUUGGACCUUUUUUCAUUUCCAUUUCUACCUUGUAUGCCUCAAUUUGCUGGAUUUAAGCACUGCUGCACUUUAUGAGAGAGAAGGAGCAAGAAAGGGAAGAACAGUUAAUGGAAGACAAGAAAAGGAAGAAAGAGGAUAAAAAGAAAAAAGAAGCCACUCAGAAGAUCACGGAACAAAAAACCAAAGUGCCCGAAGUGACGAAACCAAGUUUAAGCCAACCCGCGGCCGCCAGCCCCAUUGGCAGCUCUCCAUCGCCACCAGUCAAUGGUGGCAACAAUGCCAAAAGGGUGGCAGUGCCGAACGGACAACCGCCAAGCGCCGCCCGCUACAUGCCUCGGGAGGUGCCACCGCGAUUCCGUUGCCAGCAGGACCACAAAGUGUUACUAAAACGUGGGCAGCCCCCUCCACCGUCCUGCAUGCUCCUCGGGGGUGGGGCAGGGCCUCCUCCCUGCACAGCGCCUGGAGCAAACCCCAACAACAACGCACAAGUGACAGGAACGCUGCUGCAGGGCGAGAGUGCGACUGCGCCAGAGUCAACCCUUGGAGGUGCUGCUGCUUCAAAUUAUGCAAAUUCCACUUGGGGCCCGGGAGCCUCCUCCAACAACGGCGCCUCCCCCAACCCACUUCACAUCUGGGACAAGGUGAUUGUAGACGGGUCUGACAUGGAAGAGUGGCCUUGUAUUGCCAGCAAAGACACUGAAUCUUCUUCCGAAAACACCACCGAUAACAACAGUGCCUCGAACCCUGGCUCUGAGAAGAGCACUCUGCCAGGAAGCACCACUAGUAACAAAGGCAAAGGGAGCCAGUGCCAGUCUGCAAGUUCCGGGAACGAAUGUAAUCUUGGGGUCUGGAAGUCUGACCCUAAGGCUAAAUCUGUUCAAUCUUCCAACUCUACUUCAGACAGCAACAAUGGACUAGGAAAUUGGAGGAAUGUGAGCGGUCAAGAUCGAAUUGGACCUGGCUCUGGCUUCAGCAACUUUAACCCAAAUAGCAACCCAUCUGCCUGGCCGGCGUUGGUCCAAGAAGGAACUUCUAGGAAAGGGGCGUUGGAGACAGAAAAUAGCAAUUCCGGUGCACAAGUGAGCACAGUAGGUCAGGCAUCCAGGGAACAGCAGUCAAAGAUGGAAAAUGCGGGUGUUAAUUUUGUUGUCUCUGGCAGAGAACAGGCUCAGAUUCAUAACACUGAUGGACCAAAAAAUGGAAACACUAACUCCUUGAACUUAAGUUCACCAAACCCCAUGGAAAAUAAGGGAAUGCCCUUUGGGAUGGGCUUGGGGAACACCUCCAGGAGCACUGAUGCCCCUUCACAAAGCACUGGAGAUCGAAAGACUGGGAGUGUUGGGUCUUGGGGUGCAGCUAGGGGGCCUUCUGGAACUGACACAGUCUCUGGACAAAGCAAUUCUGGAAAUAAUGGGAACAAUGGAAAAGACAGAGAGGACUCCUGGAAAGGAGCUUCUGUUCCAAAAUCAACCGGGUCAAAAACUGACUCUUGGGACAACAAUAACAGGUCUCCGGGUGGGUCCUGGAGCUUUGGCCCUCAGGACUCUAAUGACAGCAAGUGGGGUGAAGGGAACAAAAUGACAUCUGGGGUCUCUCAGGGAGAAUGGAAACAGCCGACUGGGUCUGAUGAGUUGAAAAUUGGAGAAUGGAGUGGUCCAAACCAACCAAAUUCUAGCACUGGAGCAUGGGACAAUCAGAAGGGCCACCCCCUCCCUGAAAACCACGGCAAUGCCCAGGCUCCCUGUUGGGGACGGUCUUCCAGCUCCGCAGGAAGUGAAGUUGGAGGUCAAAGCACUGGAAGCAACCACAAAGCAGGAAGUACAGACAGUCAUAACUCCGGCCGUCGGUCGUACAGGCCCACACAUCCUGAUUGCCAGGCCGUCUUGCAGACUCUUUUGAGCCGAACUGACUUGGACCCCAGGGUGCUCUCAAACACUGGCUGGGGUCAAACUCAAAUUAAGCAGGACACAGUGUGGGAUAUUGAAGAGGUGCCAAGGCCUGAGGGGAAAUCUGACAAAGGAACUGAGGGGUGGGAGAGCGCUGCCACACAGACCAAGAACUCAGGGGGCUGGGGAGAUGCACCCAGCCAAAGCAAUCAAAUGAAGUCUGGAUGGGGGGAGCUCUCAGCCUCGACCGAGUGGAAGGACCCCAAGAGCACAGGAGGCUGGAAUGACUAUAAGAACAACAACUCUUCUAACUGGGGAGGAGGACGAGCAGAUGAAAAGACCCCUUCCUCUUGGAAUGAGAGUUCCUGCAAGGAUCAGGGGUGGGGAGGUGGGCGCCAGCCCAACCCAGGAUGGACUUCUGGGAAGAAUGGUUGGGGCGAGGAGGUUGAUCAAGUGAAAAAUAACAAUUGGGAAAGUUCUGCAAAUAAGCCUGUAUCUGGGUGGGGUGAAGGAGGGCAGAAUGAAAUUGGAACUUGGGGUAACGGUGGGAAUGCAAACCUAGCUUCAAAAGGUGGCUGGGAAGAUUGCAAAAGAUCCCCUGCGUGGACUGAGACGGGGAGACAGCCCAGUUCCUGGAAUAAACAACACCAACAGCAGCAGCCACCGCCACCGCCACAGCCAGAGGCUUCUGGUUCAUGGGGAGGCCCACCCCCACCACCUCCAGGCAGUGUUCGACCUUCCAAUUCCAACUGGAGCAGUGGGCCCCAGCCUGCAACCGCUAAGGAUGAUGAACCCAGUGGUUGGGAGGAGCCAUCCCCGCAGUCAAUUAGCCGAAAAAUGGACAUCGAUGAUGGCACUUCAGCUUGGGGAGACCCUAACAGUUACAACUACAAGAAUGUGAACCUGUGGGAUAAGAAUUCCCAAGGGGGCCCACCGCCUCGUGAACCAAACCUGCCUACCCCAAUGACCGGAAAAUCAGCAUCAGUCUGGAGCAAAAGCACACCACCAGCUCCAGAUAACGGGACUUCAGCCUGGGGUGAGCCAAAUGAAAGCAGUCCUGGGUGGGGUGAAAUGGAUGAUGCAGGAGCAUCGACCACAGGCUGGGGAAACACACCUGCCAGCGCUCCCAAUGCCAUGAAACCCAAUUCCAAAUCUAUGCAAGACGGCUGGGGGGAGAGUGACGGGCCGGUCACAGGAGCUCGCCAUCCUAGCUGGGAAGAGGAGGAUGAUGGAGGAGUCUGGAACACCGCCGGCUCUCAGGGAAGCACUUCCUCCCACAACUCAGCAAGCUGGGGACAAGGAGGGAAGAAACAGAUGAAGUGCUCACUAAAAGGAGGAAACAAUGAUUCAUGGAUGAAUCCUCUUGCCAAACAGUUUUCAAAUAUGGGAUUGCUGAGUCAAACAGAAGAUAACCCAAGCAGCAAAAUGGAUUUGUCUGUAGAUAAGAAAUUUGAUGUGGACAAGCGAACAAUGAAUCUCGGGGAUUUUAAUGAUAUCAUGAGGAAGGAUCGACCUGGCUUCCGUCCACCUAAUUCCAAAGACUUGGGAACCGCAGACAGUGGGCCUUACUUUGAGAAGCUGACUUUGCCUUUCUCCAAUCAAGAUGGGUGCCUUGGGGAUGAGGCUCCCUGCUCUCCCUUCUCCCCUUCUCCCAGCUACAAGCUGUCUCCCUCUGGUUCCACACUACCCAACGUCAGCCUUGGAGCAAUCGGCACAGGGCUCAACCCCCAAAACUUCGCUGCUAGACAAGGCGGCAGUCACGGUUUGUUUGGAAACAGCACAGCACAAUCGAGAGGCCUGCACACUCCAGUGCAGCCACUGAGUCCUUCUCCUGGUCUCCGGGCGCAAGUGCCUCCCCAGUUUAUCUCCCCCCAGGUUUCUGCCUCAAUGCUCAAGCAGUUCCCCAACAGUGGCCUGAAUCCAGGUCUCUUUAAUGUGGGGCCUCAGUUAUCUCCUCAACAAAUUGCCAUGCUGAGCCAGCUUCCACAGAUUCCCCAGUUUCAGUUGGCAUGUCAGCUUCUCCUGCAGCAGCAGCAGCAACAGCAGCAGUUGCUACAGAACCAGAGAAAGAUUUCUCAAGCAGUGCGCCAGCAGCAAGAACAGCAGCUGGCAAGGAUGAUGAGUGCUCUGCAGCAGCAGCAGCAACAGCAGCAGCAACAGCAACAACAACAGCGGCAGCCUAGCAUGAAGCAUUCUCCAUCUCAUCCUGUUGGGCCUAAGCCACAUUUGGACAACAUGGUACCCAACGCGCUGAAUGUGGGACUCCCAGACCUUCAGACCAAAGGGCCAAUCCCUGGAUAUGGUUCUGGCUUCAGCUCUGGUGGCAUGGACUAUGGCAUGGUUGGUGGCAAGGAGGCUGGGACUGAGUCUCGCUUCAAACAGUGGACCUCCAUGAUGGAAGGGCUGCCUUCUGUGGGCACACAAGAAGCCACCAUGCACAAAAAUGGCGCUAUAGUGGCCCCUGGUAAGACCCGAGGAGGGUCACCAUACAACCAGUUUGAUAUAAUCCCAGGUGACACGCUGGGUGGCCAUACGGGUCCUGCUGGUGAUAGCUGGUUACCUGCCAAAUCUCCACCGACUAAUAAAAUCGGAAGUAAAUCCAGCAAUGCCAGUUGGCCUCCAGAAUUCCAACCAGGAGUGCCAUGGAAAGGUAUCCAAAAUAUUGACCCUGAAUCUGACCCCUAUGUGACCCCAGGAAGUGUGCUGGGGGGUACAGCCACAUCUCCCAUUGUAGAUACUGACCACCAGCUGCUGCGGGAUAACACCACAGGGUCUAAUUCUUCCCUCAACACCUCGCUGCCUUCACCUGGUGCCUGGCCCUACAGUGCCUCUGACAACUCCUUUGCCAACGUUCAUAGCACUUCAGCAAAGUUCCCUGAUUACAAAUCCACGUGGUCCCCAGAUCCCAUAGGACACAACCCCACUCAUCUCUCCAACAAGAUGUGGAAAAACCACAUCUCCUCCAGGAACACUACACCGCUGCCCCGCCCACCUCCUGGCCUGACCAACCCCAAACCGGCAUCUCCCUGGAGCAGCACAGCACCCAGAUCAGUCAGGGGGUGGGGGACACAGGACUCUCGAAUUGCCUCGGCCUCUACCUGGAGUGAUGGUAGCUCUGUCCGACCUAGUUACUGGCUGGUUCUUCACAAUCUCACUCCACAGAUUGAUGGGUCAACCUUGAGAACGAUCUGCAUGCAGCAUGGCCCACUGCUGACAUUCCAUCUGAAUCUAACCCAGGGCACUGCCCUGAUCCGGUACAGCACCAAACAAGAGGCAGCCAAGGCCCAGACUGCACUGCACAUGUGUGUGUUGGGAAACACUACCAUCCUGGCCGAGUUUGCCACUGAGGAUGAAGUCAGCCGCUUUCUGGCUCAAGCUCAGCCCCCUACACCUGCAGCAACCCCAAGCGCACCUGCCACAGGAUGGCAGUCACUGGAGACCAGCCAGAACCAGGCAGACCCCGUCGGCCCUGCGCUGAACCUUUUCGGUGGGUCCACCGGGCUCGGGCAAUGGAGCAGCAGUGCUGGCAGCAGUGGUGGGGCCGACCUCGCUGGCACUUCCUUGUGGGGUCCCCCAAACUAUUCUUCUAGCCUGUGGGGAGUCCCGACGGUGGAAGAUCCCCAUAGGAUGGGCAGCCCUGCUCCUUUACUACCUGGUGACCUUCUGGGAGGAGGGUCGGAUUCAAUCUGAACUUAGAACUUUCAACUCUGACCUCGUGACCUUUUUUUGGAACAGCAGCAGCACUAACUUGACCUUUUCGUUUUUUUUUUCAACUUGCAAUAAAUACAUUUUUAAAAGGAAAAAAGAAAA
Molecule: messenger RNA, 6735 nt
Organism: Peromyscus leucopus (white-footed mouse)
Lineage: Eukaryota; Metazoa; Chordata; Mammalia; Rodentia; Cricetidae
Gene: Tnrc6b
Product: trinucleotide repeat containing adaptor 6B
Exons: 23
Coding region: 1111-6615 (1834 amino acids)
Biological process (GO): miRNA-mediated post-transcriptional gene silencing; positive regulation of nuclear-transcribed mRNA poly(A) tail shortening
Cellular component (GO): nucleoplasm; P-body
Molecular function (GO): nucleic acid binding
Source: RefSeq, a predicted model, not a curated record